Molecule: messenger RNA, 440 nt
Organism: Racocetra persica
Lineage: Eukaryota; Fungi; Glomeromycota; Glomeromycetes; Diversisporales; Gigasporaceae
Source: the annotation of a GenBank genome assembly
GUCAUGCUUCAUCAGUUGAACAUUAUGGUGUAAUGAAUGACAGACCAAAUACUCCAGCACCUAAACAAGAAAAUAAGGGAAAAAUCACAGUAAAAGCAUUAAUCGAUAUAACAUCUAAAUCCAAUACUAUUAGCAAGUGCUUGUAUAAUAAGCUUGAAGAAGAUUAUAGGUUAGAAGAUGGUACCGAAGUAAUAGAUUUUCAAAUUCACAAAAAUCUAUUAUUUGAUUUGGUGCUAGAACAGGAUUGGUUACGGAUGCGCGAAGCAAAAAUUAGCUUUGGAUUUUCUCUGGAAAAUUGUAAGCGCUAUGCUAAAAUUGAGAUAAAUGAUAUGAGUAUCCCAUUAAUCAAAAAAGAUAGCAGACCUAUAGGCGACUCUUCGAGCCAUAAAGCCAGCUCCACUAAAAAUAACUUAUCUAUUGCAGAGCAGGCCGUAUUGUAG